Messenger RNA from Magallana angulata, 3863 nucleotides. RefSeq names its product DNA polymerase subunit gamma-1-like. The record is from RefSeq and is a predicted model, not a curated record. The transcript is spliced from 26 exons. Gene Ontology annotation, cellular component: mitochondrion; gamma DNA polymerase complex. Gene Ontology annotation, biological process: mitochondrial DNA replication. The coding region runs from base 163 to 3549 and encodes 1128 amino acids. NCBI's taxonomy places the organism in Eukaryota, Metazoa, Mollusca, Bivalvia, Ostreida, Ostreidae. Gene Ontology annotation, molecular function: DNA-directed DNA polymerase activity; DNA binding; 3'-5' exonuclease activity.
AUUAGUUUUGACUUUUGUUUCGAAGUUCUGGACAUGAUCAUGCUAAUGGCAACCAUCAUUUAAUCCUGAUUCAGUGACUGUUAUCCAAUAUCAGCAUGGAAAACCUGAACGCUGUUCUUAAAAAGAACGAAUGCUGAGUUAGAAUUUAGAUGAAUUUUAAAAAUGGCUUCAUACCUGAGCUAUGUGAGGAGAGGCUACCACACCUGCAACAUUGAAGGAAAGCUGGCCUUAAAAAGAUGGUCCAGGAGCAGAAGUUCUUUUCAAAGGAGUGGCUGCACAGUUAAUGUCCAUCAGUCCUAUUUUAUGUCAACUACAAGCAAAGACAAGCCAAGAGUGAAUGAAAUCAAUAUCCAAAUGAUUCCAGAGAAACUGCAUGAACAAAUUUUUCCAAAAGUAGAUACAAAAGAGAAAAAGGCAGUAAGUGGAUUGGAUGACAUCAAGAAUAACCUGGCUGCACAUGGUUUAUGGGAUAAAAACACCACAGUAUUGGAUGAUGUGACAUUUGAUCUUCCAAAACUCCAUGGAAACUCGGUCACCGAUCACUUCUACAGCAUUGCCAAUCAGCAGCUAGAUGGAUACAUACAGCUGACGCAAAUGUUAAUGGGAGGUCCAAUUCCACCCAAACCAAAGAAAUGGUCCCAAAGAGCAGGCUGGACAAAGUAUGAUCCAAAAACAGGAAAAGCUACUGCUGUCAAAUACCCAGAGGAAGACAUAUUUGUGUUUGAUGUGGAAAUUCUAGUAAUGGAGGGACAUUAUCCUACAAUGGCUACUGCUCUUUCUCCAACAAACUGGUACUCAUGGUGUUCAGAAGCAGUAACAAAGGAUAAAUUCCGCUGGACCAGAAACCCGAGACUUUGUGAUCUGAUUCCUUUGGAGUCUUCUCCAGAGGAACAUGGCUGUCAUCUCAAGAAAGGUCGGAAAAAGAUUGUCAUUGGUCAUAAUGUGGGAUUUGAUAGAUCCUUUGUUAAGGAGCAGUAUUACAUUAAGAAAUCCCAGGUGCGUUUCUUAGACACCAUGUCCUUACACAUUGCCCUGUGUGGUAUGACGAGUUUCCAACAGGUGCUGUACCAGUCCAGUAAGAAAUCCACCAACAGGAAAGAUGUACGGGAGUACAUGGAAAUGAAGUCCUCCAGGAAACAAAUGGUUGACAGCUACUGGACCAACGAGAGCACCAUGAAUAACCUGAAUGAUGUGUACCAGCACCACUGUGGAGGGCGGCCCCUGGAGAAAGCCACCAGGGAUGUGUUCGUGAAGGGCAGCAUGGCCGAUGUCAGGGAUAUGUACCAGGAGCUGUGUACAUAUUGUGCAAGUGAUGUUGAAGCAACACUCCAUGUAUUUAGAAAAGUGUGGCCACAGUUUCUAGAAAGAUUUCCCAACCCUGUUACUCUGUCAGGAAUGAUGGAAAUGGGAAGUGCCUACUUGCCAAUCAAUCAAAACUGGGAGAGGUAUUUGAACCAGUCGGAUGCUGUGUAUGAUGAUCUACAGAAUGAGUUAUCCCGGUUGCUGCAGAAGUUGGCCAACGAGGCUUGUGAAUUGUUGCAUGACAAGAGAUAUGAGGAGGACCUUUGGCUUUGGGAUCUAGAUUGGAGUGUUAAUACUUAUAAACUAAACAAACCCAAAAAGAAACCCAAAGACACAAACAAGGAGAAAACACCAGAUGAAAUCCUAGAAGACAUUUUGGCAUCUAAAGAUAGAAUCCCAAAAGUUUCUCGUCACAUGGUUGGGUAUCCAGCUUGGUACAGAGAACUGUGCCCCAGAACCUCAGACCCUGACUGGAAGCCUGGUCCCUCCCUGGUCUCCACCUCCCGCCGCAUCACCCCUAAACUUCUGCGAAUGACCUACAAGGGUUACCCUUUGCACUAUGAUGACAAAUAUGGCUGGGGUUACCUAAUCCCAGACAAACACAAAGCUGCCUCUGACAGACAGAAGCUAGCCAUGGCUGAAGAAGGGAUGUCCAAAUUCCCAAUCGCAAACCUGUUUAAGAUGUGCAAUGAGUCCGUCUCGGAGGGUUUGCUGGUUCCCAUGUCUGACAAGGAGCUAGAAAGCAUGCUGAACACGGCCAAGGAUGACAUGGAGUGGACAGAGAGAGCCAAACACCUGGAUGAGGCUGGUAUCAAAAAGCAGGCCAAGAAAAAGGACGACAUCCUUGAGGUUAAGGAGACUAAAUAUGAUAUUGGAAUUCCAGGUUGCUGGUUUCAAAAGCUUCCUCACAAAGAUGGAAAAGGAAGCAAUGUUGGGAACCCUCUGUCUAAGGACUUUCUGCCCCUCAUAGAGACAGGUGUCCUCAAAUCUCUGUUGAUCACAGCAGAAAACGUUCUCAAACUGACCAAAAUGUGUUCUUACUGGAAAAAUAACAGAGACAGAAUCUCAGGACAGAUGGCCUUGACCCUGGAGGAAGAGGACCUGCCUAGUACAGUCACCAGUGAUCCAGAUUACCACAACGAUGGUAUGUAUGGAGCUAUAGUCCCGAGGGUUGUGCCAGCAGGAACCAUCACCCGGAGAGCAGUCGAAAAAACAUGGAUGACAGCCAGUAACGCCUAUGUGGACAGGGUAGGGAGUGAAAUGAAGUCCAUGAUCCAGUCUCCCCCUGGGUACCACUUUGUAGGGGCUGAUGUGGAUUCCCAGGAACUGUGGAUUGCGGCCGUUAUAGGGGACUCCAAACACAGAAUACAUGGCUCCACCCCUUUUGGCUGGAUGACUCUCCAGGGAAAUAAGACUGAUAAGACAGAUCUACACAGCAAGACUGCAGAGACAGCGGGGAUCUCUAGGGACCAUGCCAAAAUCCUGAACUAUGGUAGAAUUUAUGGAGCAGGACAAAAGUUUGCAGAGACUUUGCUGAUGAAUUUUAAUCAUAAUCUGUUGCCUACAGAAGCAUCAGCCAAAGCCAGGAAACUGUAUGAAACAACUAAAGGUAAAAGGAAACGUGGAGAGAAAGUUUGGGAGGGAGGAACAUCUAUAAAUGAUGGCAGUGAGAGUGAGAUGUUUAACAUGUUAGAGUCCAUAGCCCGGUCAGCCUCCCCAAAGACACCAGUCCUAAAGGCCUCCAUCAGUAAAGUGUUGGAACCUGAGAUCAUUGGGGACGAGUUUAUGACGAGCCGCAUUAACUGGGUGGUGCAGAGCUCGGCAGUGGACUACCUCCACCUGAUGCUGGUGUGUAUGAACUGGCUCUGUAACCAGUAUGACAUCGACGCGCGGUUCUCCAUCAGUAUCCACGACGAGGUGCGCUACCUGGUGUCCAGUAAGGACCGGUACAGGGCGGUUCUGGCUCUACAGAUCACCAAUCUUCUCACCCGUAGCAUGUUUGCUCGAGCUCUAGGAAUGAACGAUCUACCUCUGUCUGUUGCCUUCUUCAGCAAAGUGGAUAUUGACCAGUGUCUGAGGAAAGAAGUGGGUCUGGAAUGUAAAACUCCGUCCAACCCUAGUGGUAUGGAGAGAGCUUACAACAUCCCUUUUGGCGAGGGACAAGACAUUUACCAGACAUUACAAAUCACGAACGGGUCGCUUAGUGCUGCGGAGGAAUUGCAAGAAAGAAAGACAGAAUUUGCCUAAAAGUGAAUUUUAAAUAGUUCUGACGCGUUUUAGACAGGGAUAUAUGCUUAAUUUACUUUUUAUUUGCAUUGGCGUAAUUUGUACCGUUCCCACUGAUAGGAGCUAUGUUCGUUUUUAUAACGAAAUCUUGUUAUAUUCAAAUCCUUGGACCGGUGCUAAAAAUGUUUUGUUUGUUUAGAGCUGGACACUCUCACAGGUUGAGAAGUUUUAACCCUUUUGUUGUUGUUUAUUUGCACUGCUCGCUGUAGUGCAUACCGUUAUAACUACUUUUUGCAAAAGUAUAUUGUAAUUUCAAUAAAAGUACAAAAACUUCA